AUGUCUCAAGUGGAAGAAGCAGCCGAGCUGCUGUUGCUUCUCCUCCUGCGCAAGCCGUAUCUACAGACUGCUAGUCUGCUAUCUCAGAUGCUCGGCGUGUCCUGCAUCUGGUCGCAGGACUGCCAACUAGCGCAACGGAAGUUCCUCACGAGAGAAGAGCGGAUUAUGCACGGUUACAGGGAUACUCAAGAGGGUGGUGUGCUGGGGUACGUUGUGGCGUUGUGGAGAACGACCGAGGCCGGAAAUGGACGGGGGACCCACCUACGGCCGGGCCCGUGCACCCCGUGUGGGACCAGGGGUCGGUACUUUCGGUCCAAUCAUAGCGGUCGCCAGAUAACAUGUGCCCCCGUACCUGACUGGAAUACAAACGUCGGUCGCCGGCUGAUGCCGGAGGUGGAAGGAGGUACUGCUACAGCCAGAUCCCUCUAUCAUUGCACCCUGGAGCAGUCAACGGGACUUUCCCUACGCUACAUGUACUGCAGGGAUUCCGCUUGGCAUCUCCCCCUUUACGCCACCAACGACGCCCCGACUCCCUCGGUGACCUGA
Messenger RNA from Sodiomyces alkalinus F11, 546 nucleotides. RefSeq lists its product as hypothetical. Lineage: Eukaryota; Fungi; Ascomycota; Sordariomycetes; Glomerellales; Plectosphaerellaceae. The transcript is spliced from 8 exons. The coding region runs from base 1 to 546 and encodes 181 amino acids. The record is from RefSeq and is a predicted model, not a curated record.